AUGACGACAACCGGUGGGUUCGCCUCCUCCUUUGUGGAUCUGCUUGGUCAGCUCGCCCGCUGCGCCGAGGCCCGUGGUGUGUACCAGCCGGGGCUGGACGAGGCCUUUGUUCCUCGCUGGAAGGGUCGCUUUGCGGCGCUGGUCCAUCAGAUGAACGCUGACCACAUCCAGCGCCACUUUGGCGGUGUCUGCCUGCGCUCGUCCUUUGCUUUCAGCUCUGGGGUUCAAACACCUAAUUUAAUACUUUUGGAGGAUGCAUCAAGGGCUGCCGACUUUGAGGACCACGUGCAGCGAGCUGGCUUCCAGAUGGCCACGGUCAAGGACGCGGCGACCCAGCGACCAGCUGAGAUCAUUGCCCUCCGCUCCAAGGCGGCACUUGACGACCUGAUGGCCAAGUGCGCGCUGGACCUGCAGCAGGCAUAUCUGGCCUCACGCGAGUGGGGCGUCAGCACUGUCUUGACCAUGCGCGGGCGAGACAAGUUGCGUCGCUUGAGCGACACGACCUUUGCCAUUGCGGUCGUGUCCAUGAUGGGUUUUGGCCUCCAUGAACUCAUCAACAUCAAGCCGACGGACAAGUGCCCGCUCUGCAGCAGCAAGACACCCCAGCCGCGACUGACCCGCGAGCACCUGCUGACCUGCCGUCCCAUCAAGCGACACAACGCCCUUCGCGACGAGAUGGGCCGCCUGCUCAGGUACGCCACCCUCUCCCAUGUCUGGGUGGAAAAGUCUGGCUACAACGCCAACGGUCAGAGCUGCCGCAUCGACCUGCACUGCCGCAACCCCUUUCCCGGCGGUGCUCUGGGCCCAGCUCUGCCCGACCUGGGCAUUGACGUGACUGUGCGCACAGCCCAACCCCCGACCACCUCGCAAGCCUGCAUCAAGGUGGGCGCUGCCCUUCGCCGAGCCGAAAAGGAGAAGCGCGAGUACUACACCGGUUUCAACCAUGGAAAAACUCUGAUCGUCCCUGCGGCGAUGACGACAACCGAGCCGAAAGCAAAGCUGGGGCUUGAUGCCGGUGAGGAGCUCAUAGGCACAAUAGCCAUUGAGGUGCUCCUUGGGGCGGAUGUUGAUGAGGUACUCGGCGUGCUUUAUUAG
Molecule: messenger RNA, 1095 nt
Organism: Monosiga brevicollis MX1
Lineage: Eukaryota; Choanoflagellata; Craspedida; Salpingoecidae
Exons: 3
Coding region: 1-1095 (364 amino acids)
Biological process (GO): ribosomal large subunit biogenesis; ribosomal large subunit export from nucleus; ribosome biogenesis
Cellular component (GO): nucleus; preribosome, large subunit precursor; nucleolus
Molecular function (GO): protein binding
Source: RefSeq, a predicted model, not a curated record